GUACAUAUAGAGACCGUUUAACUUUUCAAUAGUAAACAUCUUUACUGUGUCGCAGCAGAAGUUUCAUUUUAUUCCAUUGUGUACACAGUGCGUACUCGAUUUUCUUACCAAGUGACGUGUUGUUGUUUUUUUUUUUUUUUGCUUUUAACCGGUCUCAUAUAUCUCGCAAAAAUGAAUCAAGAAAUCUUGGAUCGUUUGUUCCCGGACCUCACGAGCAAUCAAAAAUACGUUUUGGAUCUGUUCAUCGAGUACUGCGAGACGAAAUUGAUAAAAGUCAGCUGCGAGAACGAACGCUUGACAGAGACGGUCGAACAGCUGGGCAACGACGCGCAGUCCCUCGUGCUGGAAAUCGAACGAUUGCGCGAUGAAAACAAGGAAUUGAAGAUCAAAGUUCGGACGAUGUCGAACGUGAAUCGUCUAUUGCUGCUGCAACAGCAAGAAAAUAGACAGUCGCUCGGCGGUGGCUGCUCCCACGGCGAAAAAGUUGGCUCCAAGAGCGUCGAGAAGCCGUCGUCGUCGUCGUCGUCGUCCUCGUGUCAUCAUCGACGAACCACCACCGCCGUCAGCUGCGAGAAAAAAGAAACGCCCAAUCGAAUCGUCACGAGAUCGAGAGCCAAGGCCAAAGACGGAUCGUCGGCCAAGAAAAUCGUCGACGAUAAGGUCGAAGCGGUUAAGAAAACUUCCUCUCCAAAGACGACGGUACAGCAGACCAAGAGAUCAACGUCGAUGGGCAAAUUAGUCAAGCAGCCCAAGGAUAAGAGUCAACCUCUGGUGAAGGAGAACAUCAGUUUCGAGGAGAAUAAGAAAAGAGGCUUGGUCAGCGAUGUCACGAAAAAGAGACUCCAGGCUGAUAAGCCGAAGAAAGUGAGUCCCGUCGUCGAGGAAAAAUCCAAAAAAGCCAAAAUCAGUCCAGCCACCGGCAAGGAAAAUAAAAAGCCGAAGGACGCGACUUGCGAUCUGAAAAAGAUCAUCCGCAAGAGAACGACCACCGGCGGACUGACGCUGCGCGCCGUGAACGUCGCCGAGUCGCCGAAAAUCAAGUCGGACAAGACCGGCAGCAAAGCCUCGAAGAGUCUUCAGGUUCGUGAAACGUUACGCACGUUGUUUUUCAAUUAUUUGUAGCUAACGUUAUAUCAACACGCUUUUUUUUUGUGUGUCAAUGCAGGAAAGUUUAAACACAACCUUCAAGGUUUCUCGCUGAGAUAUAUCGCUUAACUAUAUAUACGAGUGAACGCGUGUACCACGGGCGAGAGAAUCGAUUUUAUUGAAAUUUGACAUUGUAUUAUAUUUUAAAACAGUAUGACUGUGAUGUAUACCUUGAAAUCGUUGAAUGUAGGAUCGAUGAAUUGUGUGUGUCGUUUUGACUUUCUUGUUGUUUUGUUUUAUUUUUAGUAUAAACAGUAUAACUGUAUAAAUAAUUUAGAUUUAAGUAUUUGAUACGAGUGCGUGUCCUACUAAGUAGGCUCGCUUCGGCCUUACUUUAUUAUGAUAAUGUAUAUAUUCUCGAGGUGUUUCAUUUUUAAAAUGCCACCCUCGAUAUUGUAAUUUAUUAUUAUUUAUUUAAUGAUCGCUCCAUUAUUAAUAAAAUUACGUAUGGAGUUUGCGAUGUAAA
Trichogramma pretiosum is the source of this 1612-nucleotide messenger RNA. RefSeq lists its product as uncharacterized. The record is from RefSeq and is a predicted model, not a curated record. The transcript has 7 exons. Bases 172 to 1122 code for a protein of 316 amino acids. Lineage: Eukaryota; Metazoa; Arthropoda; Insecta; Hymenoptera; Trichogrammatidae.